AAAGAAAUUAGUUAUCCUUAUUUUAUCUAUCUAUUAAGCCUGGUUUUCUUCACUAAUAGCCUCGAGAUGGCGUCUAUAGUUUCCUAUUUCUCACUCUCUAUUAUUCUACUUGUGCUGCUUUCCAGCAGCUCUACUGCGAAUGCUCAGCUGUCACCCAACUUCUAUGCAAACUCUUGCCCGAACCUUCAAACCAUCGUGCGUAAUGCAAUGAACCAGGCCGUUAAUAGAGAGACGCGGAUCGGAGCCUCUAUUCUCCGCUUGUUCUUCCAUGACUGCUUUGUCAAUGGGUGUGAUGCAUCCAUACUGCUGGACGACACAGCGACGUUCACAGGUGAAAAGAAUGCAGCACCAAACAGAAACUCAGCUCGAGGUUUCGAAGUGAUUGAUACCAUAAAGACCAGGGUGGAAGCUGCUUGCAGUGCCACUGUUUCCUGUGCGGACAUCCUAGCACUUGCAGCUAGAGAUGGUGUAGUCCUGCUUGGAGGACCCUCAUGGCAAGUACCUCUCGGCCGGAGAGACGCAAGGACGGCCAGCCAAAGCGCAGCCAACAACCAAAUCCCAUCGCCAUCCUCCAACCUCGCAGCUCUAACCUCUUCCUUUGCUGCCAAAGGCCUAAGCGCCCGGGACCUGACUGCGCUAUCCGGUGGUCACACCAUAGGCCUGGCUAGAUGCACAACAUUUCGUGGCCGCAUCUACAACGACACCAACAUUGAUCCAAAUUUUGCAGCCAACAGACGGGCAAACUGCCCUGCUUCUGGCGGUGACAGCAAUCUGGCGCCUCUAGAUAUACAGACUCCGACCAGGUUCGACAACAAUUACUUCCGUAACCUUGUGGCUCAAAGAGGGCUGCUUCAUUCGGACCAGGAGCUCUUCAAUGGAGGAUCCCAGGAUGCACUUGUUAGGACUUAUAGCACCAAUCCGUCGGCUUUUUCCAGUGAUUUUGCUGCUGCCAUGGUCCGGAUGGGAAACAUCAGUCCUCUUACUGGGACGAGAGGAGAGAUAAGAAGGAACUGCAGGGUGGUCAACUGAUUUUUAUAACUAGUUAAUUUCUUCUUCUUAAUAUACAAUUACCGAAUAUUGGAAUUGGAAUUAAUCUUAGUUCCCAAACACUCUUAAUAUAUAAGAAGAGUCUUUUUAUCCUUAUUUUUCAAUAUUAAUAAAACUUUCUUUACAA
Molecule: messenger RNA, 1174 nt
Organism: Theobroma umbraticum
Lineage: Eukaryota; Viridiplantae; Streptophyta; Magnoliopsida; Malvales; Malvaceae
Product: peroxidase P7-like
Biological process (GO): hydrogen peroxide catabolic process; response to oxidative stress
Molecular function (GO): peroxidase activity; heme binding
Source: RefSeq, a predicted model, not a curated record